UACGGAAAAGUAGGCCUAAAAUGUUAUAGUGUCUAAAAACAAUAUUCAGUUAAUGGAAUUACACUUUUUUCCAUUACUGCUUGCUUGAUAUUGCCCUAACAACUUUUUCAUGAAUCAAUUUUGAGCAUUAUGUUUACAACGUAGUUAUUAUAGCACGAAAUAUGAGUCUAAAAUGCCAAAUACUUGCAACUAUUAUGUUAAUCACUGAAAUCUUAGUGUACUAAUUGCUCGCUAUAAGCUAGGUUAUUGCGCCCCUAAACCAACGUACUGACAACGCUACCUCCCCGGAACUCAAACUUUAACCGGGCAUGACUUGGGACAUCCAGUGACCCAGCAAAAAGAAGCAACGGUACAGCCAGAAGUAGCAACAACUUGCAAGAUAGGAUCGUUGUCUGACUCGUGACUGGACCACUCAGUUGGUCACCAUCAAAUUAGACCUAAAAAUAUCUUGUUUGGAAAUAGGUUGAGACCAGUUCUCUAAUCAUACCAAGGUCUCAUCGAAUGCGCAAACAACAAGACUGUAAUGAUUAAACCAUGUCAGAUAAACAUGUUCCUUUGCAUUGGUCGUACUCGGGGUAUCAAACUCGCCCUUGAACAGGUCACUUGCCAUGCGAAAUAUGUAAAACUCCACUGAGCUCUGUUCGAUCUUAUACAUCCAGAGUUUCUAUCUGAAGGUGCAAACUGUCCCCAACACUAUUCUCGUUCAGUGACAUUAGUAGUGUUAAUAUUACUAAUUGGCUGUGUAUGGAUUGAUAUCACUAUGUUUCGCUACAACACACACAACCUGAGGAAUCUAGCCAAACUUCUUCACAAAUCCACACUUACUGGACAGCGUAUUCAAGAAUUUGCUGUUGUUGCUGGUAUCCUUCCUUGUAAAGGAUGUCAUGUUAUCGAUUGGCAGCUGAAGCUUGGACAGCGGACAGUUCGUACGUACCGUCAAUAUGGCUGCCUCUUACCCAUAAUUGUGAGGGCAUCGUCCUCGAGCAAUGAUGGUAAGAACGAUGAGGCAGAUUCUACAAAAGACCCACCUCCUGCCAGAGAGAAUAGUCCAAAAUCAUCGCAGACUGGUGCCAUAAAGGGUAACACUCCCAAUCAAGCUGGUUCCAAAGUGACUGAUCCAGUGCUGCAAAGUACUGGGGUUGAAAAGCCAAAAGUUGUUGUUCAAGGAGAAGCUACACAAGAAGCACCAACAAAAAAGAAGAAGAAGCAGAGGUCAAAAAUUGAUUGGUCUGCAAGUUAUACAGACAACAGUUACACAACUCCAGUUCGUGCCAUCACAGAUUAUUACUUGACUUCUAGUGAAUUAGAAAAGCUGCCAAAAUAUUCUCGAAGAAGCCCGUUUCCAGAGUUAGGAAGAAUUACAGUAUACUUGAAGUCAGAUGUUGAAAAAAAAGCCUAUGAGGUAUUCAGUGGCAAAGAAAACUUUCUGAAACAUCGGGCAAAAAUGAGAGGGGAAAAGGAGACUCAUGAUAAAAUGACGACACUUUUCCGUAAGGCAAUGAAGCAGUACAAAACAGCUGUUAAGAAACAUGGACAGGCUAUCAUUGUUGAUCCGUAUGAAGAGAGUGUCAAGAGUGUGUUCAGAUCAGGCUCCGGGCGAGUUGUACUCUAUGCAGUAACUAUCAAUGCGGCCAACUUCUUCCUCAAGUUGGUGGCAUGGUUAUACACCGGAUCUCACAGCAUGUUCUCGGAGGCCAUCCAUUCAGCGGCGGACACAGUCAAUCAGAUGAUCCUUGCAUUUGGCAUCCAUCGGUCAAUCAAGAAGCCAGACUCGGAACAUCCCUACGGCUAUUCCAACAUGCGCUAUGUAUCCUCGUUGAUUAGUGGUGUGGGUAUCUUCUGCCUCGGAGCAGGUCUGUCCUGGUAUCAUGGCAUUCAUGGUCUUCUUAAUCCAGCACCUCUUGAGGCAACAGUGUGGGCUGUUGGUCUACUUGGUGGUUCCCUUUUCUCUGAAGGAGCCACCUUGUUCAUGGCGAUCAACCAAGCCAAGUUAAUGGCCAAGAGAGAUGGCUUAAGUGUCCUAGAGUAUGUCAGACGGGGCUACGAACCUAUGAACAAUGUAGUGUUACUUGAAGACUUUGCUGCCGUGCUGGGAGUUGGAGUAGCUGCUACCUGCCUCACCAUCACGAUGUACACGGGGAACCUCCUGGCUGACUGUGUGGGCUCCAUGGUCAUUGGGGGACUACUCGCUGGUGUUGCUUCAUUUAUCAUUUACACCAACACGACGGCUUUAGUUGGAAGAGCCAUUCCACCAGAGAAGACAGUACAGAUAUGUGCACUGUUGGAAAGUGAUCGAAUUGUUCGGGCUUUGCAUGACGUAAAGGCCACCGACAUGGGAGGGAAAUACAUCAGGUUCAAAGCAGAGGUCGACUUUGAUGGGAAAGAGUUAACAAGGUCAUACAUGGAUAAAUUAGAACUGGAGAACUUACUUGGGGAAAUGCAAAAGCUCAAAACAAUAGAAGAGGUAGAAGAUUCGAUGUUGAAGCAUGGUGAGAUGAUUAUUGAUAUCCUGGGCUCUGAGGUGGACCGCCUCGAACAAAAGAUAGUGAAAAAGUUUCCAGAAGUGCGGCACGUGGACCUGGAAGUUUUAUAGCGAGAAUGCAUUCGUAGGGACUACAUUUGUACAUACAUGUACUUGUAUCUAUACUGCCACUGAGCUCACUCUGUGAAAUCAGGAAGAGCUUGUGAACGAGGCCCUUGAUUGGUCUGCACAUGCAAGUGACAGCUUGGUCUCUGUGGUAAGGCCCAAGGAGCUAUGUUCAGGAUUGCCAACUGAUAUUGCACCUAGGUUUGUGUCCGUGGGAGAAAUCAAUGCAUGUAUGCCGACCUUACGGUAUUUGUCCAAACACUGAGGGCAGAGAUGCAGCAUCAGUUUGGUAUGAAAUGUGACAAAAUAUUCUGUUUUGAGGAAGUGUAAUAUUUUGUUUUGUUAUGUUGAUUGAAAGAAGUAAUUCAGUGAUUUUUGUUUUGUAUAAGGCUAGAAUAUACUGCCAAGUGUUAGUUCUAUUCAUUAAAUGCAAUAAACAAUUGAUUCAUUGAGGGUAAAUGCAGGAGCCUUCAAACUGUUGUUGAUUUGAUUAAAUGAAAAAUAAACAUCAUCCGAUUA
Molecule: messenger RNA, 3106 nt
Organism: Lineus longissimus
Lineage: Eukaryota; Metazoa; Nemertea; Pilidiophora; Heteronemertea; Lineidae
Product: proton-coupled zinc antiporter SLC30A9, mitochondrial-like
Exons: 15
Coding region: 761-2593 (610 amino acids)
Biological process (GO): intracellular zinc ion homeostasis; transmembrane transport; zinc ion transport
Cellular component (GO): endoplasmic reticulum; membrane
Molecular function (GO): monoatomic cation transmembrane transporter activity
Source: RefSeq, a predicted model, not a curated record